AUGAUAAUUGCACGACAGGGUGGAAUCGGCAGACUUCGAUUUAUUUUGCUCAAUGCGCUUAAAUACAUUCCUCUCUUCGGUUAUUAUUUCUAUCAGCAUGCACUCAGAAUACGAUCUAAUUAUUGUAUUUCAUUUCAGCAUUGCUUCAUUUUCAUGAAUCGCGACAAUUUUGAGGCUCACAAGGCUGUUUCAACAAUGGACUACAUUAAGAAAAAACAACUUUCAUGUUGGAUUGUUGCGUACCCUGAAGUUGAUCGUUUCAAUCCUCGUAAACCGGAAGCUAUUAAUAAGAGCCGCGAAUUCGCCAAGUCGAAGGGUUUGGUCCCCUUAGAAUAUCAUCUUACUCCCCGCGUACGUGGUUUGGAAGUCCUCUUGAAUAACUUGAGUUCCCAUCUUCAUGCUGUCUACGAUUUGACUGUGGUCUUUGGUGAUGAAGACGGAAGCUGUUUGGACAAAAGCAAGCCUAUGCCUGGCCUUCUUGCUUACUUGACUAAGCCUCGCACUCUACAUAUUCACCUUCAGAGAUACCCGAUUGUAGAUAUACCAAAAGAUCAUGAUGCUCUUCGUUGUUGGCUGUCCUCUAGAUAUGCUCUCAAAGACAAGUUGUUCGCCGAUUUAGAGGAAGUGAAGAAGGCCAAAUCAAGACAGCCCAACGCAGAAGAAGUUAAAGCCGUAUUCCUCAAGAAUUUGUCAGUUAGUAAAGUGCCGAAUGGAUUUGAUCAAUUGCCACGCUUGCGCAAACGGUGGCUAUUUACCGCAUUCUUCUGUAUGGUUUCCUUCACAGUUCUUCUCCUCUUUGUUCACCCAUGGCUUCAAUAUGCAUACUUUGGAAGUGUUCUUGGAACAAUCUUCUUUGGAAUUCCCUAUGUCUGGCUCACGGUCUAA
Rodentolepis nana is the source of this 885-nucleotide messenger RNA. The record is from the annotation of a GenBank genome assembly. NCBI's taxonomy places the organism in Eukaryota, Metazoa, Platyhelminthes, Cestoda, Cyclophyllidea, Hymenolepididae.